AUGCCCAUCACUGUUUGUGGUAGGAGCGAUAUGCGUGCACGUAUGACCAAGUGCGUAGGAAUGCAUCGGCUCGCAACUCGGAUCCUGUCGUUCAGCGGCAGCUCUGGAUCUGCCACCCGCAGUAGCGGCAACACGCCUUCUCUGGAGGGGAGGUCGCCAGGGGCAGUGGCGGCCGCCGCAGCAGUGGCGACGAUGACGUCCACUUCCAGCUCUUUGACGGCUCCUGAGGCCGCCAAACCCACACCUGCACCCGGAGUAAACCAACCAAAACCCGACUUCGUGUGGACCAGGCACUGGUGGCCGCUGAUCCCCGUGGACUACCUCAAGCCCGACCGCCCCAACCCCGUCACUCUGCUGGGCAUCACGAUGGUGGUGUGGAGGGACGCGGGCGGCAGGUGGCGCGUGUUCCGAGACCGCUGUCCGCACCGCCUGGCGCCGCUGUCGGAGGGUCGAGUGGAGUCGGACGGCUCGCUGUCCUGCGCGUACCACGGCUGGCGCUUCGAUGGUUCCGGAGCCUGUCGCCGAAUUCCGCAGGCGGUGGAUGCGGCAUCAGAGGCGGCGGCGUGCAGCAGCAGGCGGUCCUGUGCCACAGCCUACCCCGCCCGAGUCGAGUUCAACAUGUUGUGGGUGUGGCCCGACGCAUCGCCUGACGCGGAGGCUGCAGCGGCCGCUACCGAACUCGUCGUCAGCAACGACCUGCGCCGCAGGGACAACCCAGGUGGUACGAACUUUUCGUGGUUUAUGCGAGACCUGCCGUACAGCUACGAGAUUUUACUGGAGAAUCUGACGGACCCUUCACACUUACCAUUCAGCCACCACGGGCACAGCCCGGCUUUGGCGAGGGACAAAGGUGGCGCCAUGCCGAUGAAGCCAUCCCAGGACGUCACCACUGCCGCUGCCGGCGCUGAGUCACCCACACCACCACCCCAAUGGGCUCGUCCCGAUGGUCCGGAUUUCGAGUUUGACUUCCGGGGUAACAUCUCCCCAGACGCCACCAUCAGUGUCCACAUGCCACAUCAAGUAAUGUACACCUACCGCUUGGGGCCGCAGUUCCAGAUACGCAUGGAGCUGUUCGCGGUCCCGGUGGCGCCGGGGCGGAGCCGCUUCUUCUCCUUCUACUCCCGGAUUCCGAUUCGCUUCUCACCACAGAAGCUGCUAACUGGGGGUGUCGUACAGGCCGCCAAGUACCUGCUGUACGUGUGGGACCCGGUGGUGCUGUCGCAUUUGUCUACACACGAGAUUUUGGACGGUGACAGUGUCUUCCUCAGCGUACAGGAUGAGGUGGUGCAGGAGGCUGAGGAGCGUGCUGCCAUCACCGCCACGGUCCCUGGCGGGGACCCCGUCGUCACCGCCAAGGACGCGGCAGCCGCAGCCGCCAAUGGCGGCGGCGCCGCCAGAAGCGCUAGUACACUGUUGUCACGGCUGUACUACAUGCCAGCUCAGGCGGACGCUGCCGUACAGGCGGGCCGGCGGUGGAUUGAGGAGCGUGCGGGUGGGGCCCCGUUCCGGGCUCGACAGCAGCAGCUGCUGGCGGGCCGAGCGGCAACCAUCGGCGCCGCCACCGAUAUCAGUGGAUCGGCGGAAACGUUGACGACGGGCGGCCUAGUGGGGCUGCUAGCGGCGGAUAAGGUGCCUGGAGAGGCCCCAGAUCCCCAGCGCCGGCGCCAUUUGCUCAGUCGCUACGAGCAGCACACCCGGCAUUGCCCCUCCUGCAGCAAACGCCUGCAGCAGUUGCAGCAGAUGGUGGCGGCGGCCGCUGCCGUACAGAAGAUAUGUCUGUUGGGCAUGUGUGUCGCUGGUGGUGCUCUAAGCGCCGUGUUGGCGGUGGCGGCGGCGGCGGCGGCUGCACCAGCGGCCGUACCCUGGGCACUGCCGGCGGCGGCGCUGGCGGGCUCGGCGGCGCUGUGGGCGGUGGCUGGCGGGCUGGCGGCGGCAGCGGAGACCGUGUCUAAGAUGUUUAUCUUCCAAGACCACGUGCACGCGGACAAGAACUGA
Molecule: messenger RNA, 1995 nt
Organism: Volvox carteri f. nagariensis
Lineage: Eukaryota; Viridiplantae; Chlorophyta; Chlorophyceae; Chlamydomonadales; Volvocaceae
Exons: 9
Coding region: 1-1995 (664 amino acids)
Molecular function (GO): 2 iron, 2 sulfur cluster binding; chlorophyllide a oxygenase activity
Source: RefSeq, a predicted model, not a curated record